Molecule: messenger RNA, 943 nt
Organism: Linum trigynum
Lineage: Eukaryota; Viridiplantae; Streptophyta; Magnoliopsida; Malpighiales; Linaceae
Source: the annotation of a GenBank genome assembly
CUUCCCCACCGGCAUUUUUAUGGGUAAGGAAAGUGAACUACCUAGUAUCACACACCAUCUGACAACUCUUCUCUCGACCAUACUAACUUUAAUAAUCUCAGUGGCUGUAUAUAAAACCCUCCACCUCUCAACCCUUUUCCACCAUCACUUGCACCAACAAAACCCCAAACAAAAGAACCAUUUGAUAUCACAUGGCUUCUUCUUCCAGCUUGUUCCUCUUUGCUGUCGUCCUCGCCGUCAGCAUGGAGAAUGGAAUGGCGGCUCGACAGCUCCUCCAACUGCCACAACCCACAGCACUGCCUCCUAUGCCCACAAUCCCAUCUACUCUGCCUCAGCCGACCCUGCCACCACUCCCCAGCGCCGCCGGCGCCAUUCCCACCAUCCCAUCUCUGCCAACCGGAGGAGGAUUGCCACCACUCCCCAGCGCCAUGCCAACUCUGCCGUCCGGAGGAGGAUUGCCACCGCUACCCAGCGCCGGCGCCGUACCGACCCUGCCGCAACCAACUCUGCCGUCUGGAGGAGGAUUGCCACCACUCCCCAGCGCGAUUCCAACCAUGCCCACAAUUCCUUCCAUGCCAAAGGUUUCUCUGCCGCCAUUGCCUAGCGGUUUUCCAACCAUGCCUUCCAUCCCCGGCCUUACCCCGGCAGGCCCUGGGAACUGAUCAGUGAACUAGUACACGAAGUUGGUGGAUGUGACUCUGUUUCGGAGUUUGACGAUAUGUUGUUAUAUGUCUUGCGAUUGCUUGUCUACAGGGGCUCAUUGCUCGUUUCUAUUCUGAUUGUUAUUUGAGUUUCUUGCCUUUGUACGUAUAUUUGUUUGUACGUAGUAUUGUAUGCAUCACUCCUAGCAUGUGUCCAUUUCUCGCUUACGUUUGAGUUUGCAGCACUUUUUAUGAUAUUUUUUACAUAUGAUUUUUAUUGGAAGUAAAAGGACAAGAUCGAA